AUGGAUGAGACAGGUAUAUCGACAACCACCAAUAAGCCACCUAAAGUACUAUCAAAGAAAGGAAAGAAACAGGUUGGCAGAAUUGCCAGUGCAGAACGUGGUAAUGCCGCUGGUUCGUUUCUCCCACCAUUCUUAAUUUUUGCUAGGGAAAAGAUGCAACCCAGAAUACUUGAUGGUGCGCCACCCGGCACUCAAGGAACCUGUACUCCAAAUGGUUGGACAACCAUGAGAGCCUAA
Molecule: messenger RNA, 237 nt
Organism: Pieris macdunnoughi
Lineage: Eukaryota; Metazoa; Arthropoda; Insecta; Lepidoptera; Pieridae
Source: the annotation of a GenBank genome assembly